Molecule: messenger RNA, 2502 nt
Organism: Oncorhynchus keta (chum salmon)
Lineage: Eukaryota; Metazoa; Chordata; Actinopteri; Salmoniformes; Salmonidae
Product: intestinal mucin-like protein
Exons: 17
Coding region: 1-2304 (767 amino acids)
Cellular component (GO): extracellular matrix
Molecular function (GO): protein binding
Source: RefSeq, a predicted model, not a curated record
AUGACGUGCAAUUUUCUUUUCUCUCUAAAAUAUCAGCAAAAUGAAACUUUCUGGCUCUGCAACUGCACUUUGGCCAGAUGCAUUGAAAACAACACCAUUGAGAUAAUUCCGUAUGAAUGCCCAGAGCCUGAGCCAAUCACAUGUACCAAUGGCAAGAAACCAGUGCUACAAUGGGAUGAGUUCUACUGCUGCCAACGAUUCGUGUGUGACUGCGUCUGUGAGGGUUGGGGAGACCCCCAUUACAUCACCUUCGACGGGCUCUUCUACAGCUUCCAAGGGAACUGUACCUAUGUGCUGAUGGAGGAGAUGUUGCCGCGUCACCACUUCAAGAUCUACAUCGACAACGUCAACUGUGAUCCCACCGAGGACGUGUCUUGUCCUCGAUCCAUCAUUGUGUCCUACCGCUCAACAGUUAUAACACUGAAGAAUCACAACCUCAUUGGAGCUGCUCAGUUGGAGGCUCUUAUUGAUGGAGUUUCCCUGAGACUACCCUUCACGCGGCAAGGUGUGAAGGUGAUGAACUCUGGUAUCAACAUGGUCUUGGAGAUAGCACACCUCCAGGUGGUAGUUACCUUUGGAGUCACUGGCUUCAGCGUCAACCUUCCUUGGCAACACUUUGGCAACAAUACACAGGGUCAUUGUGGAACAUGUAGCAACAACCAGGCUGAUGACUGCAUGUUGCCUGGAGGUCAGCUGGUGGAGAACUGUGCUCUGAUGGCAGACUACUGGCCAGCCAAGGACCUCUACCAACCUGACUGCCAUGUGCCACCUGGAAUCCCCACCAACUCUCCUCUCCCUGAACCCACACAGAAGCCAUGCAAGCCAGACUCCUCUGUCUGUGAUCUCCUGAAGGACAGCAUUUUUGCAGCCUGUCAUCCAUUUGUCUCACCUGACAACUUCUACAAGGGCUGUGUCUAUGACAGCUGCCACGUGUCCAACCCAGCGGUGGAGUGCACCAGUCUGCAGACAUACGCUGCUGCCUGUGCCCAGUUCGGAGUAUGCAUCUACUGGAGAAACCACACCGAGCUCUGUGCCAGCGACUGUCCAGCUGACAAAGUCUACAAGCCCUGCGGUCCUGCAGAACAGCCAACCUGUGAUGACAAUCCAGACGAGUCUAGGAUGAACUUCAGCACAGAAGGCUGUUUCUGUCCUGAUGGGAUGAAACUCUUCAACAAGGACUCAGGGAUCUGUGUUGAUAAGUGUGGAUGCAUUGACCCUGAAGGAGUUCCGCGAGAGUUCAACGAGAGGUUUGAGUACAAGUGCCAGGAUUGCGUUUGUUUGGAAUCCACCAAGACUGUGAACUGUAAACCCAAGGUCUGCUCCAAACCACCAGUAGAGAUCUGCACUGGACCAGGCUUUGUAUAUGUCAACCAAACCGAUCCAACCGAUCCAUGCUGCUCCAACCUCGCCUGCCGUUGUGACAGCAGCACUUGCCCACCUACCAACAUGAACUGUCCUAUUGGGUUCGUGCCAGUGGUUUCAGUCCCUGAGGGGAAAUGCUGUCCAGAGCACACAUGUGAGCCUAAAAGAGUUUGUCUUCACAAAGGCAUUGAAUACCUGCCCAAUUCUAAAGUACCAGGAUCAGAGUGCCAGGAGUGCACCUGCACCAACAAAGUGGACCCCAAGUCUGGUCAUUACCAAAUUGACUGUGGAUUCAUGCAAUGUGAUGAAGAUUGUGAAAAGGGAUCUGAGUACCAGGAGCCAGACUACUCCUCAGAUGACUGCUGUGGUAAAUGUGUUCAGACACACUGUGUCCUCCAGAUCAAUGGGACCAUGCAGUUGUUGAAGGUAGGUACCGUUUCUGUCACAUGGAGAACAUGGUCUGCUCCUGGUGACAAGUGUCAGCAGUACAGCAAAAACGGUGAUAGUUAUCUGACCCAGAGCUCCAACAUCCAUUGCCCACCCUUCCAGCAGGCCAACUGCCAGCCUGGUUCAAUUCAGACCGCUGCAAACGGCUGCUGUAGAAUUUGUGUGGAGAAGGACAAGGCCUGUAAGGUAGGAUCCAUGAAGAGUUUCAUCAACCACAAGAGCUGCCAGUCUGUUGAGGAGGUGGAGAUGCCGUACUGUGAGGGAUCCUGCAACACCUUCACCAAGUACUCUGCCAUGGCUGCGUCUCUGGAUCACUCCUGUGCCUGUUGCCAGGAGUCCCGGUCCAGUAACCGCACGGUGGACCUACGUUGUCUGAAUGGAGAUGUGGUGCCCUACACCUACCUACACGUGGAGGAGUGUAGCUGCAGACACAGCGACUGCAACAGAGCCAUUAGGGUGCCUGCCCGCAGGACACGCAGCAACACACUGGUGUAAAUGGCAUCUGUACUAAUACAGAUGGGAAUGGUCCAGCACCAAUCCACUCGCUGCUUACUAAGGAACACCCUGCUACCCUGCUUCACAUGGCUGUUAUUUAUCUAAUCGCUUUGAUUUAUAUGUCAAAUGUAGAUUAAAUCAUAUUUAAAAUGUAGAAACUUAUGCUUAAUUAUCUUAUUAAAAUACAACCUUCAAAUA